CUCCGCCCUUCCUUCCUUAUCACUCACAAACUUUUUACUAUCUCUCUCUCUCUCUUUCUCUCACACCGUUUCUCCAUGAAAGCUUACAGCUUCAGCUUUUCUUCGAACCACUAAACUCUCUUAUAACUCUUUUAUCAUUAUUUUUAUAAUUCUUAUUAUUCUCCUACUUUUUUGAAUUUCAUAUUUCUCUGCUGGAAGCUAAUUAAGCUCUAUAAACUUGCUCCGGCUCUUCCUCUCACUCGCUUUCGUUUGGUUUUCGUUUAAUAAAAGAGAAAAAAAAUAAGCUCGAGUAAUGGCUCCCAAGAACAACCGUGGAAAGACAAAAGGAGACAAGAAGAAGAAGGAAGAGAAAGUUCUUCCGGUUAUCGUGGAUGUCAUUGUAAACCUUCCGGACGAAACGGAGGCUAUUUUGAAGGGCAUAUCUACGGACAGGAUCAUAGACGUUCGGCGGCUUUUAUCCGUUAACUUUGACACCUGCCACAUCACCAAUUAUUCUCUCUCCCAUGAGGUAAGAGGAUUGCGGUUAAAAGACACAGUGGAUGUUUCGGCGCUUAAACCGUGUGUUCUGACGUUAACGGAAGAGGAUUACAACGAGGGAACAGCAGUGGCGCACGUUAGACGCCUGCUUGACAUCGUCGCCUGCACUACUUGCUUUGGUCCGUCGCCGGAGAAAUCCGAUUCCGUGAAAAGCGCGCAGGUUAAAGGAGGUGGAAAGAAUUCCAAACAGACGGAAACGUCACCUCCGCCUUCUCCUGCGCCGAAAGAUGCGGUGGUUGAUGAAGCCGGAGAGACCAGCCAUUCUUUCCCUAAGCUUGGAAGUUUCUACGAGUUCUUCUCUCUCGCUCACCUCACUCCUCCUCUUCAAUAUAUACGUCUCGUGACGAAGCGGGAAUCCGAGGAUAUCGCAGCGGAUGAUCAUCUUCUCUCCAUUGAUGUGAAGCUUUGUAACGGGAAGCUCGUUCACAUUGAAGGUUGCAGAAAAGGGUUUUACAGCGUUGGGAAACAAAUAAUCAUAUGCCACAAUCUCGUUGAUUUGCUUAGACAAAUUAGUAGAGCCUUUGAUAAUGCUUACGGCGAACUUCUGAAAGCAUUUUCGGAGCGCAACAAGUUUGGGAAUCUUCCAUAUGGGUUUAGAGCAAACACCUGGCUCGUCCCGCCGACCGCGGCGCAGUCACCAGCAGCGUUUCCGCCUCUCCCUUCGGAGGAUGAGAGAUGGGGAGGGGACGGUGGUGGUCAAGGAAGAGACGGCAGCUACGAUUUGGUUCCAUGGGCUAACGAGUUUGCCUUUAUCGCCUCUAUGCCUUGCAAAACAGCAGAGGAGAGGCAAGUCAGAGACAGGAAAGUGUUUCUUCUUCACAACCUCUUUGUGGAUGUCGCCACUUUCAGAGCCAUCAAGGCUGUUGAGAAAGUAAUGGCUGAGCCAGCUCUGGCUGAAGGAGACUCUCAAGUUCUCUACUCCGAGACAGUCGGAGACUUGAGUGUUACGGUUACAAGAGAUACUUCGAUUGCAAGUAACAAAGUGGAUACCAAAAUCGAUGGGAUUCAGGCCACUGGUUUGGAUAAGAAUAAGCUGAUGCAACGGAACCUUCUCAAGGGACUUACCGCUGAUGAAAACACUGCUGCUCAUGAUGUGGCUACUUUAGGAACUAUAAGCCUUAAGUAUUGUGGUUACAUUUCUGUUGUGAAAAUAGACAAGGAGAGUGAAAAGUUAAGCCCACCUUCUCAGGUUGUUGACCUCCUUGAACAGCCUGAAGGUGGUGCUAAUGCUCUAAAUAUCAACAGUUUGAGAUUCCUUCUCCACAAAUCGUCUACUGAGCAGAACAAGAAAGCACAUCAGCAACAGGAGGAUGAGCUUACAUCUUCACGAGAGUUUGUGAGUAAAAUGCUUGAGGAAAGUCUUGUUAAGCUUGAGGAAGAGGAGAUAGACAGAGACAGUAUCAUGAGAUGGGAGCUUGGAGCUUGCUGGAUACAGCAUCUACAAGACCAAAAGAAUACGGAUAAGGACAAGAAACAAACCAGCGAAAAGUCUAAGAAUGAGUUGAAGGUUGAAGGGCUUGGGAAACCGCUCAAGUCCCUCAAUAGCAGCAAGAAGAAAACAGAUGCAAGCAGCCCUAAGACUGCAGUAUCGUCUCAGGUUGAUGCGGUUUCUUCAGAGGUUGAUAUUGCUGCAACAACUGCAUCUUUGCAAUCUGAUGCCGACAAGAAUGCUCAAGAGAAUGUUCUUGUCUUGAAGAAUUUGUUGUCUGAUGCAGCCUUCACUCGCCUUACAGACUCAGAUACUGGACUUCAUCACAAGUCUCUGCAAGAACUUGUCGACUUAGCACAGAAGUAUUACACUGAAGUCGCUAUACCGAAACUGGUUGCAGAUUUUGGUUCGUUGGAGCUCUCCCCAGUCGAUGGCCGGACUCUAACUGAUUUUAUGCACACAAGAGGUCUUCGGAUGCGCUCUUUAGGAUAUGUUGUGAAGCUGUCGGACAAGUUGUCACAUGUACAAUCUCUGUGUGUUCAUGAGAUGAUAGUGAGAGCCCUUAAGCAUAUCCUACAGGCGGUGAUUUCUGCUGUUGCUACUGACACUGACAAGUUAGCCGCAAAAGUAGCUGCUGCUUUGAACAUGAUGCUUGGGAUUCCUAAAAACGUAGCGGAAACACCACAAAACUCUUGGAAUGUUGGUAUUGAGUUGAUUCCAAGGGACUUUGACAUGGAUUCUCCAGAACCGUUCCGGAAAACAGAUGUGGUCAGUCUGGUCCCAGUGCAUAAGGCGACAAUAUAUCAACAAAAGGCUUUAGAUAUCAAUGAGAGGGAACUUGGACUUGAUCAUCCGGAUACAAUGAAGAGUUAUGGUGAUCUUGCUGUCUUCUAUUAUAGGCUUCAGCAUACAGAGCUGGCUCUCAAGUAUGUUAAGCGUGCGUUGUAUCUCUUACAUCUAACGUGCGGCCCAUCUCAUCCAAACACUGCUGCUACGUACAUCAAUGUAGCCAUGAUGGAGGAAGGUCUAGGGAAUGUACAUGUUGCCUUGAGGUAUCUUCACAAAGCUCUCAAGUGUAAUCAAAGGCUGCUUGGUCCCGACCAUAUCCAGACUGCUGCAAGCUACCAUGCCAUAGCAAUUGCGCUCUCGUUGAUGGAAGCAUACCAUUUAAGUGUUCAGCAUGAGCAAACAACCUUAAGAAUCCUACGAGCAAAGCUGGGGCCAGAUGAUUUGCGUACUCAGGAUGCUGCUGCUUGGCUAGAAUACUUUGAGUCAAAGGCUUUUGAACAACAAGAAGCUGCAAGAAAUGGUACUCCUAAGCCAGACGCGUCUAUAGCCAGCAAAGGCCACCUAAGUGUAUCCGAUCUACUCGACUAUAUCAACCCAAGUCACAACGCUAAAGGGAAACAGAGUGUGGCAGCAAAGAGGAAGAACUAUAUUAUGAAGCUAAAAGAAAAAUCAAACCAGAUCAAUGUUUCCGAACACUUAGCAGAAACUCAGAGAGAAAACCAAAAGGAAAUGUCUGAAGAGGAGGCAGAAGCAACUGGAUCAGAAGAAGGUCAAUCAAGCGAUGCGAAUCAGGAGGCAGUUCUUGCAGCAGUUGAAGAACCGCCUUCUCCUCCAGCCACUGAGGAGGCUAUGAUGGAUCCAAUCACAUCUGCUCAAGUUUCAGCUGAUACACAAUACCCUGAUGGCAGUGAAGAUGGAUGGCAACCGGUGCAAAGACCGAGAUCUGCUGGAUCAUACGGUCGCAGGCUGAAGCAAAGAAGAGCAUCCAUUGGGAAGGUAUACACAUAUCAGAAGAAGAACGUUGAAGCUGACAUCGAUAACCCUCUUUUCCAGAAUAAUGCUGCUGCUGCUGCUCAGCAGAACACCAAAUACUACAUUCUCAAGAAGAGGACAGCGUCAUAUGCAAACUAUGCAGAUCAUCAAUCUCCCGGUAAGGCCGGAACUCAAUUUGGCAGGAAGAUAGUUAAAACCUUGGCGUAUCGGGUUAAAUCUAUGCAGCCUUCUUCCGACAACAACAAGACUGGAGCUGAAACAUCAGAGGAAGAUGUGUUGAAGUCUGAUGCUUCUCCUGUUGUGCCAUCUGGUAAUGAGUCCUCCUACCACUCGAAAAGCUCUCUUGUGAGUCUUGGGAAAUCUCCAUCCUACAAGGAAGUAGCAUUGGCACCACCUGGUUCCAUUGCCAAGUAUCAAGUCUGGGCCCCACAACCCGAAGUUUCAGACAAGCAAGAGGAGAAUGACGUGGAGAAAACACCUGAACAGGGCACAUCGAUGGAGCUUACAAGGGAUGAUCAGCAGAUGAUCACAGAGGAAGAGGUUAUAAAAGAUGAUAUUUCUGCAGACACUGAUUCUAACAAAGAAGAGAUCAAAGUAGAGGAGUUGCAAGAAUCUGGUGAUGGAACUCAGGUGGAAGAACAAGUAGUCGAAGCUGAAUUGACAAACGACGGUGUAACAGAUAUGAUUCAUUCCACGACAGAGCAACAAGUGGCAGAGCAGUUAGUUGCUGACUCCGACGAUAUCAAGGAGAAAUUGGGAAUAUCUUCUGCUACAGACUCAAGCGAGGCCUCGCGAGGUUUAUUGUUAUUACCAAACAAGAAGCUAUCAGCUUCAGCUGCUCCAUUCAACCCAUCAUCACCACCAAGUAUAAUACGUCCUACUCCCAUAGGGAUGAACAUUGGACCGUCGUGGCCAGUGAACAUGACUCUCCAUCACGGGCCUCCUCCUCCUCCUUACCCUUCACCUCCUACAACACCGAACUUGAUGCAGCCAAUGUCCUUUGUGUACCCUCCUCCUUACACUCAAUCGGUCCCCACAAGUACUUAUCCUGUAACCAGCGGUCCUUUCCAUCCCAAUCAGUUCCCAUGGCAGCUCAACGUGUCGGAGUUUGUGCCAAGACCGGUUUGGCAUCCUCACAUGAUCGCUCCCGAGCCAAUCGCUGCGACUGUGCUAGAGCCAACCGUGAUUCUGCCAACUGAUAUUGACACGUCGGGUGUGGAAGAAGCAAAAGAAGAAGGCAAGCAAGAUACGGAUCAAGUUAUCGACUCUGUGAAUGCAGUGGCCAGCAGUGUAAUGGAGAAUGGAAAACCGAAAGUUGCGGACUGCGAGAAAACUUUCAGCAUUUUGCUAAGAGGAAGGAGGAACAGGAAACAAACACUGAGGAUGCCCAUCAGUUUGCUUAACCGGCCUUAUGAUUCUCAGCCCUUCAAGAUUGCUUAUAGCAGAGUCAUCAGAGACAGCGAGGCUCCAAAGUCCGCAGCUUGAAACGAUUCAGCCAUUUUCGAUGACAUUCAUAACUCACACAGAUCUCUCUCUCUUUCUCUCUGAUCCUUGCUGUUUCUUAGGAACAGUAUACAGGUAAUUUCGUUAUCAGUCAUCGGAAGCUGGGGCUUGUGAUGAUCUCAGAAUGAUUUGGAUUCUAACAGAAGAGAGAGGUUGCAGAGGGAAAAAAGCCAGAGCCAUUCUUUUUUUUUACCAUGUGAGGAGGUGAUGGAUGUAUUAUUUUUCUGGAUUUUUAUUUUUAAUCAGCCAAUAAAAAUUAGGAAAUUUUGGACAUAUUUUUUUUAGAUCCCAUUUUGUGGCCGCCAUGUUUCAAACUUUUGUUAUAUCUCUCUCCCAUAUUUACUUUUCAUUUGUUUACUUUCGUAUUUGUCAUCGAUUACAUCAAAUUCCAACGGCUCACUAUGAAAAUUUGAAAUGAU
Molecule: messenger RNA, 5670 nt
Organism: Thlaspi arvense
Lineage: Eukaryota; Viridiplantae; Streptophyta; Magnoliopsida; Brassicales; Brassicaceae
Source: the annotation of a GenBank genome assembly